GGGAGGUAACUGUGGCCGCUCUUUCGCUCUCCUUUUCCCCGCAACCGCUGACACUCGGGAGCGGCUUCUUUCUUUCCCUUCAGCGGGGGGGUUUCGUUUCAUGCUGGGCGUCGAUAAAAGCUGGUGGACACCCGGGAGUGCUUUCAAGGAGAUGUCCCGCAUACUUGUUCCGACGUAGGGGGAGUGUGCGGCGGCAGCAGCAGCCAGUUGGCUUGACUUGCUAGCGGAGGACUGCCGGCCGGCCCCGAAGUAGCUCCGGUAGCGGCGCAACGUACUCCGCGACAACGGCGGUUACACAACCGCACAGGCGGGAGACUAGCAGGCCCGCUCCGGACUUUGGAGAGAACUCCGGGUCGCCGUUUGUGUCACUCCGGAGUCGCAUUUACCAGCGGCGUGUCGUCAAAUCGCACCCGGAGACCCGAGCGACUGCAAAGGGGAUGGCGCAGAUCCACCUCGUCUACAGUUAACGACGGCGGACUGCAAUACACGCAAGUGUGCUGUUUUAGUGCGCGCUAACGUUUAUUUUCCCGGCGGAGGAUAAUAAGCAAGACUCGGGGGGGUGGAGCGCGCGUCUGGCAACAUGUCGAAAAUGCCGGCCAAGAAGAAGAGCUGCUUUCAGAUCACCAGCGUGACUCAGGCCCAGGUGGCUGCCAUCGGAGCCGCGGACGACACGGAGAGCCUGGAGGACCCGGACGAGUCCCGCGCGGAGGACGUGGCGUCGGAAAUGUACGAGCCGGCGUCCGAAGAAGCCCCGAACAAUGCCGGGGAGCCGGAGGCAGCACCGUCGCACAUACCUCACUUCGCCGUGCUGUCAGUCAACCCCUUGGGGGAGUUUCGGACCGGCCCGGUUCAAGGCGGUCAGCAGCAGCAGCCGCCAGCAGCAGCGGGGACUGGCGCGGCCGUCACACCCCUCGUCGCUCAGCCGGGGGCAACUCAGCAACAGGCUGCCCCGCCGACCUCCAGUCCCGGGCCCGCCGUGGUGUCAGUCAACGUACCCCAGCCUGCUACAGUGCCCAGUCCAGGUCCCCCGCCUCCUUCCGCGAGUUGCACGUCUCGCUUCCGGGUCAUCAAACUUGACCACGGUACCGGGGAACCCUUUCGAAGGGGUCGGUGGAUGUGCACGGAGUUUUACGAGAAAGAGUCCGAAGGUAACCGGACUGUGGACGGCAGCAGACAUGUCAGUGCAACACUGGAGAGCGCUGCAGACAGAGACAGUGGGCUGGGGCAUACCGGUGGCUCUGCGGUUGCCUCGGCGACCCACUCGGCCCAAGCCUCGGGCUCCUCGGCGGAUGUUGCUCUGUCAUCAUCUCGCAUGGACUCGUCCGGGCAGCAAAACUUCAUCACCCGGCAGCAUGCCGGGAGCGGGUCGGGGCCACAGAUUGCUCUCUCGCCGGUCCCCGUGCAGCUUCAGACUCAGUCUGUGAUGGUGAGUGUGCAGCCCGCCGCUCCUCAGAAUGGGUUGCCUCAGUCUGCCAUCCACAUGCAGAAGUCCCCCAUCCUGCCCCAGUCGGCCCAGACGCAAGCUUACCCUCUCCAGCAGCUUUCCAUGGGGCACCACCUGACCGCCCAGAACCCGACCGAGUACUAUCAACAACAGCCUGGGCUUUCCGCUGGUCAAUCACUGUCGGUAUCGUCAGGGCCGCAGACGGCGGGACAGGCGACCUCUCCUGCCGCGCCCGCAGCCUCCGGGGGAGUUUCGAUACACCAGCUCGGGGACGUUGCUGUGGGUGGAUCCAUACUUUCUGGACCGACGGCUCCAGGCCAGACCGCUGGAAUGGGAACUGUACUUGUUGGAGCAUCGACUUUGCAGCAGCAGUCUGUCAGUCAGUACGCUGCCACGGGGCAACCCAAACCCCUUAGCCUCCACCCUGCGUCCUCCGGUGUGCAAAAUGUGCCCCCCACUGUGCCUACCGCUGUGCCCAGUGCCUCCAGUGCAGCCAUGCCAAAGGUGACGACAUCCAGUUUGCCUCCAGGUCAGACCGCUCACAGCAAGACGACGGGAGCAUUGGGGGCACCGGGCCUCCUUGCAGCUGGAUUUGGACAGGCGGAGGGCGGCGGCGCGAGGAGGUCCGACGGUGUUGUCAAGCCAAUGUCAUCCGGGAAGGAUCUGAUGAAGCCCCUCAUGCCUGAGAGCCUGCAGCUCGCCGCUCCAACUGUCAACAGCCUGUUUGGAAUCCAUUUACCCAUCGACGGGGAUGAGGACAGUGCCUCUGGAACCAAUAUUGUUGCCAUUGAUAAUAAAAUAGAACAGGCAAUGGACCUGGUGAAAAGCCAUCUGAUGUACGCCGUGCGAGAGGAGGUGGAGGUCUUAAAGGAGCAGAUCAAGGAGCUCUACGAGAAGAACUCUGUGCUCGAGCGAGAGAACGCCGUCUUGAAAUCCCUGGCCAACAGCGAGCAGCUCUCGCAGCUUCCCGCCCAGCCGGCGGGCGGCUCGGGCGGCCCGCCGCCGCUGCCGCCGCCACCUCAACCGCAGCAGCAAGGACUCAGCCAGCCUACGCCGCCACUGGCCGGGCCCCCGCCUCAAGCGCAGCCUCAGCAGCACCCGAAGCCCCCGCAGCUGCAGACUCACCCUCAGCUGGACCCGAGCCAGCAGCAACCCAACGUCACCUCAGCUUGAAACCUCUCACAGCAGCUUACAGUUAGUGGAUGUGAAACUUACAGAAAAACAACAACAACAAAAAGUUUAACUCUUGUUCUCUUAGCCACCAGCUUGACCACAAAGUGCAGUGCUUGUAUGUGCACGUGUGUGUGUGUGUGUGUGAGUGUGUGUGUGUGUGUGUGUGUGUGUGUGUGUGAGUGUGUGUGUGUGUUCUGGCAAUGCUUACUUAAUGGGGACAUCGCUCUGUUUACACAGUCAGCUUUAGGGGACCUCUUAAUGGGGACAAAAAAAACAGGUCCCCUAAAGGGAAACCUUUUUAAAUGAUAGUCAGAUCCAUUCUGAAGAUGCCUCAGUGAUUUUUUUAAGCUUUGGCCCAUAAAACAUGUUUACUGAAAAGUAGGGAUGAUGUUUGAUAAGAAAUUAUCGAGUUCGAGCCCAUUAUCGAAUCCUCUUAUCGGACCGAUUCCUUAUCGAUUCUCUUAUCGAGUCCAGAUAGGUUGUUGUAUAUGGAAAAAAAACACAAUAUUUGGUUUAACAAAAGCUCACUUUUAUUUUAUAAGAAAAAAAUAAAAUGAAAUAAAUUAAUAAAUAUUGACUGUCACCCCCCUAAAAAAAUAAAAUAAAUAAAUAUUGACUGUUGUUACCCAAAGUAUAUUAAGUGGGAUUUUUCAGGAAAACAAAUAUAUACAGUAACACAAAAACAACCUGUCUCUGCGAUCACUAUAGGUCAGGGGUGUCCAAAGUGCGGCCCCGGGGGCCAUUUGUGGCCCGCAGGUCAUUUUUUAACGGCCCCACGGCACAUUUUAAAAAUACGAAUGAAAAAAAUAAAAAACAUGAUAAGUGGUAUAAAAGAGCAAACAGGUGAAAUGUAACAAGAAAAUGUCGCAAUGUUUACUCUUAAUAACACAAAGCUGCCAUGCAGGCUGUUUCUUUCUUUAAAAAAUAAUAAUGAAUCAAAAUCAAUGUCAUUAUGAAUUAUUGACCUAUUCAAGGCUCCAAUUACGUCACAUCUGAGAUAUUUUUGGGGAAAAUGUUGCAUAUUUUGUGUUUGCCAUAUACGUAAAAAACUGAGCUGUUUUUUAUAACGAAGGGCCUAAAACGAACAAACGAAAAACAUAAACAACGUCAUUUCCUGUGAUGUCCCACAGGGCAUUUCUUGUGGGACGGGAUUCGUUCCCAAGGAUUCAAAUAAAGAACCAACUCUUUUUCUUUACUAUAGUGGCCUUGAUAACGGGAACCGGUUCUCAAAAAGGGAUUUGAGUCCAAUGAAAUUGGUUAUUUUCUUAUCGAACGGUUCUUUUCUUAUCGAACAACCGGGAGAACCGGUUUCGAACAUCAUCCCUACUGAAAAGUAAACAUGUUUAACAUCUAAUUUGAACUUUUUUUUUUAAAUGGUCCUCAGUACUCACGUACAAAUUUGUGAGAAUUAUGCAAAAUUAUUUAAAUUUGGUCCCCAUGAUCCAUAUUAACUCUUUUUUUCCCCAGGGCCCCCAGUGAGAAUGAUCAGCACAUUACUUCAUCAAUCCAGAGAUUUAAAGACGUGUAUGAGCUAGGGCUGCAACAACUAAUCGAUUAAAAUCGAUUAUAAAAAUAAUUGCCGAUUAAUUUAGUCAUCGAUUCGUUGGAUCUAUGCUAUGCACAUGUGCAGAGGCUACUUUUUUAGGGACCGAGUCCCUUUGGGACAGAGGACCCUAUUGAAUUUCUAGCGUUUUAAUAUUAUACCGCAGCCUCUUUGAGCUGUAAUUUGACCCCCUUAACAUGCUUCAAAACUCACCAAAUUGGACACACACACCAGGACUAGCGAAAAUUGCGAUCUAAUCAACAAAACCAAACCCCAAAACUCAAAAUUGCGCUCUAGCGCCCCCCAGGAAGAAAACACAGACAAAACUGCCUCUAACUCCCAGUAGGAAUGUCGUAGAGACAUGAAACAAAAACCUCUAUGUAGGUCUCACUUAGACCUAGAUUUCAUACACUGACAACCCCCAGCACAAAUCAACAGGAAGUUUGCAAUUCCCCCUUCAAAACAAAAGUUGAGUAAAAACAGCCGCCUCUUUGAGCUGUAAUUUGACCCCCUUAACAUGCUUCAAAACUCACCAAAUUGGACACACACAUCAGGACUAGCAAAAAUUGCGAUCUAAUCAAAAAAAACAAACCCCAAAACUCUAAAUUGCGCUCUAGCGCCCCCUUGGAAAAAAACACAGACAAAACUGCCUCUAACUCCCAGUAGGAAUGUCGUAGAGACAUGAAACAAAAACCUCUAUGUAGGUCUCACUUAGACCUAGAUUUCAUACACUGACAACCCCCAGCACAAAUCAACAGGAAGUUUGCAAUUCCCCCUUCAAAACAAAUGUCACCUUUUUUCAAACAUUAUCUCCUCUGAGCGCGUUUGUCGUGUCGGCUUCAAACUAGCACAGGAGAGAGAUUGAACCCUUCUGAUUAAAAGUUGAUGAAAGAGUUUUAAUUACUGCUCCGGUUUGGAUUUUAUGAGCCCUCAAAGUCGGUCCCGUCCAUCGCUUUAAUUUUUUUUAUUUUUUUUAAUAAACCUUUAUUUAUAAACUGCAACAUCUACAAACAGCUGAGAAACAAUAAUCAAAAUAAGUAUGGUGCCAGUAUGCUGUUUUUUUUCCGAUAAAAUACUGGAAAGGAUAGAAAUGUAGUUUUGUCUCUUUUGUCCGAUUAUUAAUCGAUGAAUCGAAGUAAUAAUCGACAGAUUAAUCGAUGAUCAAAUUAGUUGUUAGUUGCAGCCCUAGUAUGAGCUAACUGGGCAGUGGCCAUUUUACCCAAUUUUUUUAAUGCCUCCACAACCUGUAGAAAGGGUGGUCCCCACAAGUGAUGAUCAAAAACUUGGUCCCCAUUCCAACUGAUAACUUGUGUGUGUGUGUGUGUGUGUGUGUGUGUGUGUGUGUGUGUGUGUGUGUGUGUGUGUGUGUGUGUGUGUGUGUGUGUGUGUGUGU
Molecule: messenger RNA, 5553 nt
Organism: Entelurus aequoreus (snake pipefish)
Lineage: Eukaryota; Metazoa; Chordata; Actinopteri; Syngnathiformes; Syngnathidae
Product: TSC22 domain family protein 2-like
Exons: 3
Coding region: 581-2617 (678 amino acids)
Biological process (GO): regulation of transcription by RNA polymerase II
Source: RefSeq, a predicted model, not a curated record